Messenger RNA from Panicum hallii, 1335 nucleotides. RefSeq lists its product as uncharacterized. Gene Ontology annotation, biological process: meristem development; meristem maintenance. Lineage: Eukaryota; Viridiplantae; Streptophyta; Magnoliopsida; Poales; Poaceae. Bases 1 to 1335 code for a protein of 444 amino acids. The transcript has 2 exons. The record is from RefSeq and is a predicted model, not a curated record.
AUGGCCGACGGCAAGGCGACUCUGGCCCGGGAAUCCGCCGCCACCCCGGUCGGCCGGUCGCCCCGCUUCCUGCUUCCCCGCGCGAGCGGCGGCACCCGUCUCCCGGACCUGCCGUCCCAGCCUAGCAGCCCGGAUCUCGUUCUCGACGGCGGGAUCCGGGCGAGUUUCGACGGCUGGCCGGAGGCGGAGUCCCUGGAUCGCUGGGGGCAGUGGGUGGCGAAGCUUCGGCCGCUGCACGAGCCCCUGUGGCGCGAGCUCGGGAUCCUGGAGGGCAUCCUCGCGACCACGUACCGCGUGUGGCGCGGGGGCGAGGGCGCGCUGCUCCAGCUCGUGCCCUUCUGGUCCCCCGAGACCAACACCUUCGUCUUCCCCUGGGGCGAGGCCACGGUCACGCUGGAGGACGUGGCCGUCCUCGGGGGUCUUCCCCUCGUAGGGGAAUCCGUGCGCGAGCCCCUGUCCGACAAGCUCCAGAUGGACGACGAGCGCGCGCUCGGGGCCGUCCGCGAUCUCCUGAUGAACCGGAGCGAGGGCACCGGGUGGAUGAAGCACUUCCGCAUCCGCCACCAGCAGCGCCGCCGUCCGGAGGAGACGACGGCAGCGGCGGCCGGCGGCCGUGACGAGGAGCAGCUCCUCGAACACGGCGCUUUCCUCUCCAUGUGGCUCUCCCGCUUCGUGCUCCCGUCGCCGCCGUUCGGCGCCGUCCCGGAGGAGGAGGUGAUCCCCAUCGCCGUCCGCCUGGCGCGCGGCCAGAGCGUGGCGCUCGCCCCCGCCGCGCUCGCCAGCAUCUACAGCGACCUCUCCGCGCUCCGGCGCCACUUCGUGUGGGCCAAGCGAACGGAGGCGCCCUCGGUCUCGGCGCCGAUGCACAUCCUCCAGCUCUGGGUCUGGGAGCGCUUCCCCGAGCUCCGCCCAUCGGCGCCGGCGGGCAUCCCGGACUCCGCCGGCGGCGGCGACGUGCCGGUGCCGAGGGCUGCCCGCUGGCACGACGUCGCUGGCAGGGCACUCGACCCGGGCUACCUGCACGCCGUGCUCGCGGCACCGAAGGUGUUCGAAUGGCGCCCCUACGGAAGUUGGGCGGUGCCGUCCUUCGCAAGGUGCUUGCGCCCGUGCGAGCUCGUGGGCAUGGACUCCGUCGAGCAGCACCGGCCUCACCGUGUGGCGAGGCAGCUUGGGUUCGACCAGGACGUGCCCCGGAUCGUGACCCGGCUGAACUCAGAUUCCUGGGAGAAAGCAUGGGAAACAUACGAUAUCGGCGCAGGGUGCUAUGCGUUUGCUGUUCCCAGUGACAAGCCAGGUGUGACAGAUGAGUAUGCUCAGUGGUGGAAGCACGGGUAA